This is a messenger RNA of Exophiala spinifera, 1740 nucleotides long. RefSeq lists its product as uncharacterized. Bases 1 to 1740 code for a protein of 579 amino acids. Gene Ontology annotation, biological process: transmembrane transport. Gene Ontology annotation, molecular function: transmembrane transporter activity. The transcript has a single exon. The record is from RefSeq and is a predicted model, not a curated record. Lineage: Eukaryota; Fungi; Ascomycota; Eurotiomycetes; Chaetothyriales; Herpotrichiellaceae.
AUGACCGGCGAAUUACACCACGACAUCGAGAAUGUCGACAUCCAUUCACACCCAAGCCGAAGCGUCCGCUCCAGCAGUCAUCCACGGCCACACACGGCCUCUACAGAAGUUGAUCUGGAGAAGGCAUCUGCCGGAACCACCACGAUCCCCGUGAACCAUGGCCGUGGCCGUGGCCGUGACCAUGGCCACCCUCGAGACAACUCGACCCCGAUCUCUCCAGACGCAGACGAGGAAGGGGACAGACACAGGCCGUCGGCAGAACUGGCACGGAUCCACUCCCACGCCUCUCACCACGACAUCCACGCCAUCGCGUCGCACAGCUCGUCGUACGUCGAGGUCAACGCGGCACAGUACGAACGGUUCUCGCCGCGGCGCAAGGUGCUCAUCACGGUGGUGCUGUCCUUGUGCGGGUUCCUGGCGCCCAUCUCCAGCACGACGAUCCUCUCGGCCAUCCCGGAGGUGGCGGGGACGUUCCACACGAGCGGGAGCGUCAUCAACGUGUCCAACGCGCUGUACCUGGUGUUCAUGGGGCUGAGCCCGUGCCUCUGGGGCCCGCUGUCGACCAUCUACGGGCGGCGGUGGAUCUGCAUCGCGACGGCGUGGCUGUUUUUCGCCUUCAGCAUCGGCACCGCGCUGUCGCCCAACCUGGCGAGCUACUUCGUGUUCCGCAUGCUGACCGCCUACCAGGGCACGAGCUUCCUGAUCGUCGGCACCAGCUGCCUCGGCGACAUCUACACGCCGACGGCGCGCGCCACCGCGCUGGGCUGGUUCCUCAGCGGCACGCUCAUCGGCCCGGCCUUUGGCCCGUUCAUCGGGGGCAUCAUCGUCACCUACCGCUCGUGGCGGGACAUUUUCUGGCUGCAGGCCGCCCUGGGCGGCCUGGCCGCCGUGCUCGUCGUGUUCGUCCUCCCCGAGACGAUCCCCGAGAAGAAGAUCGACGAGCUGCGGGAGCUGCCCUCCCGGUCCCGGCGCGCCAGGAAGAUCGCCCACUGGGUCAGCCCGCUCCGCGUCGCCUGGCUGCUGGUCAGUUACCCGAACCUUCUGGUGGCCGGGGUCGCGAGCAGCAGUCUCGUUUGGAAUAUGUAUUCCCUCCUUACUCCGAUUCGUUACGUGCUCAACCCGCGCUUCCAUCUCACCAGCCCGAUCCAGUCCGGGCUGUUCUACAUCGCCCCGGGCUGCGGCUACCUCAUGGGCACCUUCGUCGGCGGCCGCUGGGCCGACCACAUCGUCAAGCGGUGGAUCCGCAAGCGCGGCGGCCGGCGCGUGCCCGAAGACAGGCUGCGGAGCUGCUACGUCUUCCUCGGCGGCGUCAUCCCGGCCGCGAUGCUCGUCUACGGCUGGAGCGUCGACCGGGCCGUUGGCGGCGUGCCGCUGCCCGUGGCCGCCAUGUUUGUGCAGGGCGUCGCGCAGCUGUUCUGCUUUCCCAGCCUCAACACCUACUGUCUCGACGUCAUGCAGGCCAAGGGCCGGAGCGCCGAGGUCGUCGCAGGGAAUUACAUGAUCCGCUAUGUCUUUGCCGCCGCCGGCAGCGCAGUCUGUCUCCCCGCCAUCGAGAAGAUAGGCGUCGGCUGGUUCAGCACCGUCUCGGCCGCGUUCAUGGUCCUCAGCGCCAUGGCCCUGUGGACCGUCACGGUCUGGGGAGAGGGGUGGAGAAAAGCCGUCGACGCAAAGAAGAAGCGGAACAAGGUCCUUGCCAGGGAAUUGGAAAGGGAUAACGAAGAAGGCCUGCAGAAGGUGUGA